Messenger RNA from Canis lupus familiaris (dog), 2545 nucleotides. RefSeq names its product GLI family zinc finger 4 (gene GLI4). Gene Ontology annotation, biological process: regulation of transcription by RNA polymerase II. The transcript is spliced from 2 exons. NCBI's taxonomy places the organism in Eukaryota, Metazoa, Chordata, Mammalia, Carnivora, Canidae. The coding region runs from base 729 to 2450 and encodes 573 amino acids. Gene Ontology annotation, molecular function: RNA polymerase II cis-regulatory region sequence-specific DNA binding; DNA-binding transcription factor activity, RNA polymerase II-specific. The record is from RefSeq and is a predicted model, not a curated record.
AGCCCUUCUCCAGGACAGAGGCUACCCCUCGCUGCCUCUGGACCUCGUUUCCUCCACUGGUGGGUUCCUUGGUGCUUGGGUCCACAGACCCCCUCAGAAGAAAGACCCCAGCAUCUCAGGAGCCUGCCCCAGGCCCUCCAGCUGGUGAGGCCAGGCCCCCUGGAGCCCCAGCCUCCGGCUCCCACACCAGAGUGGGUGAGGUGGGGUCUGCCCUGUGAAGCCUGGGGUCCCUCCCCGGUCAGGGUCCCAUCGUCUCCCACAUCCACCUCACACGAGAGCCAGUUUCUAAGUCUCUAGCUGGGCACAAUGCUGGAGGGCGUCGGGGGCAGAGGGCAUCCUGGAGCAGGGAGCAGCACAGGGCACUUGGCCUGGGCCCUGGGGAUGGGGCGGGCAUGGAGCGGGUGAGGUGACGCAGCAAAGAGCUUAAGGCCACCUCGCUCCGGACCUCCAGAGCAGGGAGUUAGGCAGGUGGGCUGUGGAACAGGACAGACUUUGGGAGCCAGGGCUGUGCUGGGCUGGCCGAGGGGCCUGGCGCAAUGCUGUGCCCGCCAUAGCUUGUGCUUCCAGAGCAAGUUCUGGAAGGUAUGGUCUGGAACCCUGCAGCAGGAGGGGCAGUCUGGGCAGGAGCAAUGAUGGAGAAGGAUGUGCAGCUCCUGGGGUGGGGAGGAGCUGCGUGCCUGGCCUUGGCACCUGAGACCUGAACUCUGUCCCCGUGUCCAGGUCCAAGCAUGCACUUUCUCUGCCAUUUUCACCUACAAAGAGCACCCCUUCCAGCCAGAGAAGUCCCGUCCCCCCCCCCGCCGCCCUCAUGGCCCCAGAACAACACCCCCUGGAAGGCCCGCCCCAGCAGCGUGGUGUCCAGGAGCGGCCCAGGCUGGGGGCCUCCCCUGAGGCACAGCAAGCCUAUCCCGUGCUGCGUCCCAGCCUCCCUGGAGGUGCCCAGGGUUGGGGGACACAGUGGGCGGGUGCCUCAGAAUGGCACCCCAAGAGCAGGUGUGGGGGACAGCCCAGCCAGCACCCAGGGCUUUCAGAGAUGGUGGCAACCGAUGGGGGGGCCAGGGAGAGGAACGUGUGGAUGUCGCAGCCAGAAAGCUCACGUUCUUGGGACUGCCCGACCCUGGGGAGGUGCUGGGAGCGUUUGGAAGGCUCUGGUGGCUCUUGCUGGGACACACCCCCGCCCCCAGUCCAGAGCAGCCAAGCGGUGCCCUGGGGCCCCUCAGGGAAGGCUGUCCCAUGGCUGCACCCCUGUCUCCCAAGUGCCUCGACCCUUGGGACGCACGGGACCAGCAGGAGGGCGAGGAGGUGCGUGGUGUGAGGAGCAGGUGGCGUUCUACAGGCAGCUGAACGAGGCCCGGGCUAGAUUGGGAGGAGGGGGAGAUGAGCCCCCGUCCCCUGUGCCCCCAGACUCCCCUGGCUGCAGCCCUGAGGUGCCCUCCCAGCCACUGCAGGAGGAGGAGCUGUCCGACCUGGAUCUCCAAGAUGUGGAGGAGGUCCAGAUUGGCAGAGAUACCUGCUGGCCAGACUCGGAGGCAGAACCCGCGCAGGCCGCGUCGUCUCCCCGCCCCCGCCGCCCCGAGGACCAGGUGGACCAGGCCGGGGGGGCCCUGAGGACCCUUCUGAGGAGCCUGCCCCGUAGACCCAAGUGUGGGGACCGCUUUGGGCAGGAGGCCAGCCUGGAGCGGCCCGCAGGCCACCAGCCUCCGGGCCCGGCGCCCCGCCCCCAGCAGAGCGGCCCCUGGUGCACGACGCUGCGCGCCCCCGGGGCCUCCGGGAUGGCGGGGGAGCCCGCGCGGGCCGCGGAGCUGGGGGGCGGCCGGGACGCGGGGCCCGGGGCGCGGCAGGGGGGCCCGCGGGGCGGGAAGCCACACCGCUGCGAGGCCUGCGGCAAGAGCUUCAAGUACAAGUCGCUGCUGCUCAAGCACCAGCGCAUCCACACGGGCGAGAAGCCGUACGCGUGCCACGAGUGCGGGAAGCGCUUCCGCGGCUGGUCGGGCUUCAUCCAGCACCACCGCAUCCACACGGGCGAGAAGCCGUACGAGUGCGGCCAGUGCGGCCGCGCCUUCAGCCACAGCUCGCACUUCACGCAGCACCUGCGCAUCCACAACGGCGAGAAGCCCUACAAGUGCGGCGAGUGCGGCCAGGCCUUCAGCCAGAGCUCCAACCUGGUGCGGCACCAGCGGCUGCACACGGGCGAGAAGCCGUACGCCUGCAGCCAGUGCGGCAAGGCCUUCAUCUGGAGCUCCGUGCUCAUCGAGCACCAGCGCAUCCACACCGGCGAGAAGCCCUACGAGUGCGGCGACUGCGGCAAGGCCUUCCGCGGCCGCUCGCACUUCUUCCGGCACCUGCGGACGCACACGGGCGAGAAGCCCUUCGCCUGCGGCGCCUGCGGCAAGGCCUUCGGCCAGAGCUCGCAGCUCAUCCAGCACCAGAGGGUCCACUACCGGGAGUAGCGGGCGGCAGGCGGCGGGCCCCCGCCUCCCCCGGCCCCUCCGCACCGCCAGCCCCGCGCCCCCCGCCCAAAUAAAUGCUUUUUCAUGGAUGGAAA